UCUCCCGUGUCGGUUUCCAGCUUUCUGUCAUUCUGUGUCUUUGUGCGUAAAAGCAGAACCGCCGGAAUCACCAUGAUGACCAAGGUCCGGAGUUUCUACUGCGCCAGGAUUUAAUUCACACCUCUGGAUACGGAUUUACUGACUUAAAUGGUUUAUCACAAAGUCUCUCUAGGUAAACCCUGAAUUUUCACCUGGAUUAAAGUUUCGAACGUGAGGAUACCUGCGUUUGGGAACGAACCGUGGAGGACACAAUCAUUCGAAAGUACAGUGAGGUAGCAAAUAUUUCACCGUACCCGUGACCCAGAGAGUCCAACUUUAAGAAUCCAGGAGCUAUGCAGGACGCCUGUGUCUGGAUUGUCAGGCCUUCCGUCUUCCUGCUGUUGCUUUGGUCAGACCUCCUGGACUGCCAGCACACAGCUGACCACAGAAAGGUUACUCAGAGGGCAGAGCCCCAACAGGAGUUCAGAGCAGAGCAUGGAGAAAUGCAGGGCUCCUGGGGUGCCUGGGGAACCUGGUCAACCUGCUCCCGGACCUGUGGAAAAGGGGUACAAGAGCAGAGCAGGCCAUGCCUGCCUGUUUACACUCCAUCCCAAUACCCGUCUAGAAGAGCCGGCGUUCACCCCCAGCAACCAGGUCUCGUAAUUUCAGCCCUGCGGCCAACAGUUCAUCUGCACCGCAAUACAGGCGGGUCCUCAAACAGCAGCAGCCGUGGAGAUCAGAAGAAGGAGAAGGAGACCCGGCCUAGUGGACGCAGGAGGGUCCCUAAGAUCAUCCCAGGGAGGUAUGGCUACGGGAGAGCUCCUUAUUCUGCUCCUCUUCAGACAGACACAGGCCUGGGCUCUGGGACGGCUCGCCCUCACAGACAGAGACGCUCUGCUGCAGCUGAUGCCCACCACCCCACUACUCAUGGUCGCAGUGGCCACAGGUCAAACAACCCGGACCCCUCCAACAAUAUCCAUCUCUAUAGCAGACCCUACAUGCAGCCCCGGGCACAGCAGCCUAAAAAUAACCAAGUCUGGGCCCCCCUCUACCAGCCUGGUUUGGCCAACCAUGCUCAGGGCCAGCAGGAGCCACAAUCGAGCAGCCAGACAUCUGGACCCCAGCAGCACCCAGAGAGACCCUACAACCCCCUGCCUAGUUCCUUCUGCACAGGGGAACAUGCUCACUACAAGAUCUGCAACAGUAAUGCCUGUCCUCCAUCCAGCAGACAUAUCAGGGCUGUUCAGUGUUCUUCAUACAACAAUCAACCUUUCAUGGGCAGAUUGUACGAGUGGGAACCUUUCAAUGAGGUUCCUGGGGAUCAGCAUUGUGAACUGAACUGCCGGGCUAUAGGGUUCAGGUUCUACGUGCGACAGUCGGAGAGGGUGAUCGAUGGGACACCAUGUGGGCUGAAUGAUACUUCUCUCUGCGUGGCGGGAAAGUGUUCGGAUCUAGGCUGCGAUGAGUACCUCGGAUCAGAGAAGGCGAUGGACAAGUGUGGAGUGUGUGGAGGCGACAACACAACCUGUAGGCUGGUCUCUGGAGUGUUUAAACACAGUUUAACCAAGAUUGGCUACCACAAGAUAGUGGAGAUCCCAGAGGGGGCCACCAAGAUCAACGUCACCGAAAUGGUGAAGAGCAGAAACUAUCUAGCUCUCCGAAGCCGAUCGGGGCGAGCCAUCAUUAAUGGAAACUGGGCUAUUGACCGACCUGGGAAGUAUGAGGGAGGGGGGACUAUGUUCACCUACCGCCGACCCAACGAAAUCAGAAGCACCGCUGGGGAGUCCUUUCUUGCUGAAGGACCCACCAAUGAGAUCCUGGAUGUUUAUAUGAUCUUCCAGCAGCCAAACCCUGGUGUCCACUACGAGUACCUUCUCCCCUCUGAACAAACAAUCGACCCUCAGCAUCCAAACCACAGACCAGAUGCAGGGAACACUGUUAAUGGACAGGGUGGAUAUCAUCACAGCAGCACUCACCAAGAAAACUUCAAUCCUGCAGGUGGUGGGUGGGACCCUCCUCGUCCCCCAGACAACCAGGUUCCUGCCGCACAGCCACCCAGACAUGAGAGAGAGUACAACUGGAAACUGGCUGGUGCUACAGAGUGUAGUGCAUCUUGUGGUAAAGGAUUCAGAUACUCCAUCUUUCACUGUGUCUCCCGGCUGAACCAUGGCCAGGUAUCAGAUGCUCUUUGUGACAGCAGCAGCAGACCGACUCCGCAGGAAGAAGCCUGCAACCUGCAGCCCUGCCCAGCCUUCUGGGAUAUUGGAGAGUGGUCAGAAUGCAGUAAGACCUGCGGCCUGGGCAUGCAACACCGUCAGGUCCUGUGUCGCCAGAUUUACGCCAACCGCACCCUCAACGUCCACACGAGUCGCUGCCGACACUUGGAGCGGCCCGAGAUUGCCACUACUUGCCAGCUGAAGAUCUGCAGUGAGUGGCAGAUACGCUCCGAAUGGACCAGUUGUUCGGUGCCAUGUGGGCUGGGUCAGAGGUCACGGGAGGUCCGCUGUGUCAGCAACGUAGGCGACUUUGUCCCUGAUGAGGAGUGCAACAUGAAUCUGCGGCCCGUCGAUGUAGAGAACUGUGACAUGGGAUCCUGUGCCAAGAGCUGGUUCUACACCGAGUGGGGCAAUAGGUGCUCAGCUGAAUGUGGGAUGGGUGUACGGACGCGGGGAAUCGUCUGCCUGACCAACCACAUUGGCAGCCUUCCUCUGGAGGGAUGUGGCAGCGAGCGGCCUGCAGAUUCUCAGGUCUGCAACAACGGCCUCUGUGAGAAUCGCAUCGAGUGGUUCACAGGCCCCUGGAGCCAGUGCUCUGCAGAGUGUGGCGCAGGCAGCCAGCAAAGGUCAGUGGUGUGUCUGAUAAAGUCAGAUGAGGGAUUCACCAUCAUGCCACCGUAUGAGUGCUCCUCCUUGGAUCGCCCCCUCAGCCAGCAGAGCUGCAACCUCAAGGCCUGUGGAGCAAAGUGGUACCACACUGACUGGAGUGCUUGUUCAAAAACAUGUGAGGGAGGUUUCCGUGUGCGGGAGGUGCGUUGUCUGUCUGACGGCGUGCUGUUCAGCGAAGGCUGUGACCAGCAGCUGAGACCGGCGGCCAAGGAGGACUGCAACCCAGAGCCCUGCAUACCUAGCAUAGAUGAAAACUGCAGAGACAAAUACUUUAACUGCAAUGUGGUGGUCCAGGCUCGCCUUUGCGUGUACGAUUACUACAAGACGACGUGCUGUGCUUCGUGUUCACGAGUAGCUCACGGACAGUUGAUUCAUGCGGACCGCAGCUAGCACUCUCUACCAGGGGCCCUCAGCUCCAUGUUGGGCAAGACUCAAUACCCGCUGCAGGCACUUUGCUCCUGGGCCCGCCAGGGCAGUGGACCAGCUGAACCUUGGCUUAAAUGAACACUUGUUUUGACUGCCAAGGAUGGAAACUGAAGAAGGAACAUUUCUGUUGGUUCAUUUAAAGACAGCUGUUGGGAGAAAGGAAUACCUGAGAAAAGUGGAGGACAGGAAUCCACUCACUGGAUGAACAGAGCCCUGGAGGGGUGACAGAGAUCAGUAGCAAACCAAGGAAGUUACAAAACACUUUAUGGAUUUUAACCGCCAAGUUUGAUAUAAAGAAUCCAUCUGUUUUUUUUUCAAGGCAAGCAGCUGUCUUUUACCUACAAUGUAAUGGCUGUUGUGUAUUACAUGAUAUGAAAAGGAGAACACCUAGAAGUAAACUUUCUAAGGUGGUAUACAUAUAUAUACAGUAUAUGUAUAUAUAUAGAAAGUAUAUGUUCUAAUUUUGUUCUGUACACUGCUCAGAUUCAUGCCACAAUGUAAUAUGAAGUUGAUGUAGUCUCACCUAUAAUCACACACUUUGUUGACCAAAGAUAUGUAACUUCCACAAACUGAAGACAGUGACAAAUUACACUUAAACCUUUGAAACAAAUACUGUUCAUCAAAUCCUUCAUGUUGCUGAUGGUGAAUCCUUCAUGCAGCAUGGAUUCACAAGAAAAUGUUACAUUCGUUGUGGCACUGAGUAGGUUUUUCUGAUUUCCCAAGCAGUGGCAAACCACUUCUUUUUCCAUGCCUGCACAGCUAUGAAGUGUAAAUACAGCCUAUGUAAUAUGUGUGUAUAUAUGUAUGUAUGUAUGACAGAGUGAAUGGUAAUAGUCUUUUUAAGGGUUCUCAGACAGUCUUCCCAACAACUGAAGAGAAAAAGGCCCUCUUUAUUUAUUUGAGUGGCUCCCCAGGGAGGUUACUGGUUUAUCGGCCACCGGUGGCCCCUUUCUGGCUGUGGGGAUAAAACCUUUGCUGGCUCUCCUCCAAUCACAGCCGCUGAACUGAAUAUAGGCAUUCCACAGCCUGCUGGAUGGUAGAAGCAGAUGGUUGAAAACCCUAACGUAUUUUUGAAGAGGUGAAACACACUGCAAAUAUAUUUUGUUUUUUGUGGAAGAUGAUCAUUACACAUUUGUACAAUUCCUGAUAACUCACCAGUCAUAAAUACAUUGACAUAUCCAUGAACUGUUGUUAGUGUUUGAUUGUAAAGAUAAAUCAUGGAAGUAUUUUGAUCUGGUAUGGCAUAUAUGGAUUUUACUUUAAUAGUAAAUCUUUGUUUAUGAACCAGCCUUUUCUGCCAAAUCACCCUUUUUUUAGUUUCAUACACAAUGUGCACACAGUACCUCUCAAGUGUUCAACUGUUUUUGUAUUAUAUGUUUAUAAUUUCCCUCCACACACUAUAAACGUACCUCUGAUCCAGUACUGUACAUGUAUCAUUUUUUAGGUUCAGGAUGACCUCAA
Molecule: messenger RNA, 4751 nt
Organism: Etheostoma cragini (Arkansas darter)
Lineage: Eukaryota; Metazoa; Chordata; Actinopteri; Perciformes; Percidae
Product: thrombospondin type-1 domain-containing protein 4-like
Exons: 18
Coding region: 333-3254 (973 amino acids)
Biological process (GO): extracellular matrix organization
Cellular component (GO): extracellular matrix
Molecular function (GO): metalloendopeptidase activity
Source: RefSeq, a predicted model, not a curated record